UCAAUAUAUGAUAAAUCGCAUAAUGACAUGGAGCAGAUUGGCUUUUAAACCACAGUAUUUCAAUGCUUAGGCUCCAGCUACUUAAAGUGAAAAAUUGUUAUAAUUUACUGAUGCAUUGACAAAAUAAUAAUUGAAAGAUACUAAAUAAUAGGUCUCAUAAGGAAGAUCAUGGAAAAUAGAAGAAUUGAGACUGAAAUCGACUGAAGAUUUAACAAAAUUAUGGUACAUUUUGAAUUAAUGAUUUGAGGUAUGUGAUGUUGAAAGAAAAGAAUUUAUUAUUAUCAGAUGGAAUAUUUUUCAAAAAAGUAGUAGGUGUCAAAGGUAGGAUGGGAAAACUUGUGCAACUCAAGAUAUCUAUGGCUAGAUUAAAGACUGUUGUGUAGGAGAGGGAAAAAGUCAGGCAAAAAUAUAGAAAAUAAUUAGAGGAUGAGUAUGUUAAAUAAAAGACUGAGUAAUAUUUGGCAUAGGUAAGAUAUUGAUAUAUUGCAGCAAUAAGAAAUAAGUAAAUCAGAAAUUGAAGUUCCAGAAAUAACCCCAAACUUGUUGAGAGCUAAAGUUAGAGAUCUUAAAUUAGGCAAAGAUGAUGUUUCAUAUAUUGAGGAAGCAUUGAGAAUUAAACAUAAGAAGGAAGACUAUAAAUAAUAUUUAAGAGAGAAAUAUGAUUAUAAAAAUAAGCCAAUUGUUAGGUUGGGUGAAAGUCUUCCAGAGGGAAAGACAGAGGUAAACACUCUUUUAUUAAUAAUGAGGAUUAAGUCAUUCGAUAGUUUAAGUCUUCAGUAUAAGAAUAAAUAGAGACCGCUAAGCCAAUACCAUAAGAUGAGAUUUUGAGAUCACAUGUUAAAAAUUGGUUCAUGUUGGGUCCAAAAUAAAAGAGAGUCAUUGUGAAUUUCUUAUAGGCAAGAAGAGCCAGAGAAUCUAAAUCACUAUUUUUAAGAGAAUUAGAUUUAUUAGGUUAGAAGAUCAGACAUGACUUGCAAUAAUACCAAUAAUAGAAAUAAGCAUAAUAGUAAUGAUAUAUUAUUUAAUGAGUAUUAAAGAAAUUAUCAAAAUAACACAUGAC
Molecule: messenger RNA, 1060 nt
Organism: Paramecium octaurelia
Lineage: Eukaryota; Ciliophora; Oligohymenophorea; Peniculida; Parameciidae
Source: the annotation of a GenBank genome assembly